Molecule: messenger RNA, 3231 nt
Organism: Bufo gargarizans (Asiatic toad)
Lineage: Eukaryota; Metazoa; Chordata; Amphibia; Anura; Bufonidae
Product: gastrula zinc finger protein XlCGF26.1-like
Exons: 7
Coding region: 871-2916 (681 amino acids)
Biological process (GO): negative regulation of transcription by RNA polymerase II; regulation of cytokine production; regulation of immune system process
Cellular component (GO): nucleus
Molecular function (GO): DNA-binding transcription factor activity, RNA polymerase II-specific; RNA polymerase II cis-regulatory region sequence-specific DNA binding
Source: RefSeq, a predicted model, not a curated record
AAAAAAAACGGGGAGAGGAGAGGGAAGAAGUUUCUGAGGGGAAGGUGAGCUGGGGGCUCUCUCCCCCUCAGUCAGCCACAGGGAGCCAUGUCUGCAGCUCUAGUCACUGAUUGGGGGUGAGAGAAGCCUCAGUCAGUUGCUGCAGCUCACACUCAGACAUCACAGUGCUGCUGUCUAAGCGUGAGCUACUGCAAGGGUGGACAUCCCAGUGUCCAUCCAGGUCCUGCGCCGGACGGAGGACAGGGAACCAGAAAACCGGACUCUCCGGCCUUAAACCGGACGUCUGGCCACCCUAGGUUAUGCUAUAGUAAAGAGGGCUGCUUCUGGGGAGAACACUAGCUGGGUAAAAGGUGGAGCAGGUUGUUGAUGGCUCCCUGCUCCACCAUGGCGUCCUUAGGAGGCAGAAACUGUUGAAAGUGAGACAUACCACAGAAGAGCCACCAAAAUCCAGAACUGCCCCAUCGGAUCUGGAACAGUUGGAAGGACGUGGUGGUGGAGCACUGAGGACCUAUCAGUGGAAGAAUUAUCUCCAAUAUGGAUAAUAAGGACAUAUGACCCUAAGGCUGAAAAAGUGAUCCUGGAAAGUAGUAAGUCGAUGUGAUGUCCACUACCUCCUGAAGUGUAAGUCACCCCUUGUAUUCAUUUUAUGACCAUAUUUUGUGAUGUCUUCAUUCUAUCUCUGACGGCUGGAUUAUAUUAUUUUUCAUAUUCAUACACAUCAAUAUCUUUUUCACCUCCAUUGUAUCAGUAGUCCUUUAUAGAUCCCAAUUAGUGAGACAUUGUUCAUCAUGUCAGAUGUUUUGCCAAAUGUGAUUUUGCACUGUUCCUUAGAUACGGAACUCUCACAAAUAAAUAUUUAUUUAAAGUAUAAUGGUCCUUUUCAUCAGUGACCCACCGAGGAUGGACGAGGACAGAGACCUCAUGGCUGCGAGGAUAUUAGACCUCACUCUAGAGAUCAUCUACCUGAUAACUGGAGAGGAUUACACAGUAGUGAAGAAGUCGUCUGGUGAGUGUGUGACACCCCAAGUGUCAGGAGGAUGGAGCAGGACCCCAGGAGGCGUCACCGAGACUCCACCUCAUUCCCUGAUACAUGAGCAGAAGAUCCUAGAACUUACCAACAGGAUCACUGAGCUGCUGACCGGAGAGGUUCCUAUAAGGUGUCAGGAUGUCACUGUCUAUUUCUCCAUGGAGGAGUGGGAGUAUUUAGAAGGACACAAGGAUCUGUACAAGGACAUCAUGAUGAAGGAUCACCAGCCCCUCACAUCACUGGAUGAGUCCAGUAGGAGAAAUCCAACAGAGAGAUGUCCCAGUCCUCUAUAUCUCCAGGAUUGGCCAGAGGAAAAGAAAAAUGUCCCACUGGAUCAUCAGGAAAGUUUUGGUGGAAUGACGAGUGGACCAGAAAACCCCACAUCAGAGUCAGUGAAUGGUAAAAACUGCAAGAGAAACUCUCGUGACUAUAUUUUGUAUGAAGUAGAUGACAAUCAAUCACAAACUGGCAAAACUAGAAUUAUAGAUAGACAGUUUGACAGUUUUGCAAGUUCCGAAAGUGGAAAGCAUUUUAAAGAAAAAUUUAGCCAUUCCAUGCAUGAGGGAAUUUGGAUUAAUGAAAGGCGGUUUACAUGUACUGAAUGUGGGAAAUCUUUUACUCAGAAAUCAACUCUUGUGGCACAUCAGAGAAUUCACACAGGGGAGAAACCGUUUCCAUGUUCGGAAUGUGGAAAGUGUUUUACUAGGAAAUCCUAUCUUGUUGGACACCAGAAAACUCACACAGGAGAGAAGGAAGCUUCGUGUUCAGAAUGUGGGAAAUGUUUUCGGAGUAAAUCAAGUCUUUCAAAGCAUCUAAGAACUCACACAGGGGAGAAGCCAUUUUCAUGUUUAGAAUGUGGGAAAUGCUUUACUAGUAAAUCCUAUCUUGUUGAACAUCAUAAAAUUCACACAGGGGAGAAGGAAGCUUCAUGUUCAGAAUGUGGGAAAUGUUUUACUAGGAAGUCCUAUCUUGUUAGACAUCAGAGAAUUCACACAGGAGAGAAGCCAAAUUCAUGCUUAAAGUGUGGGAAAUGUUUUAACCAGAAAUCAACUCUUUUGAAACAUCUAAGAAUUCACACAAAGGAGAGGCCAUUUUCAUGUUCAGAAUGUGGGAAACGUUUUCGCUAUAAAGCAGAUCUCAUGAAACACCUAAGAAUUCAUACCGGGCAGAAGCCAAAUUCCUGUUCAGAAUGUGGGAAAUGUUUUAAUAACAAAUCAAGUCUUAUAGAGCAUUUGAGAACACACACAGGAGAGAAACCAUAUUCAUGUCCUGAAUGUGGGAAAUGUGUUAACCAUAAAUCAGAUCUUGUGAAACAUCUGAGAACUCACACAGGAGAGAAGCCUUUUUCAUGUACUGAAUGCGGGCAAUGUUUUAGUCAGAAAUCGAGUCUUGUAAAACAUCAGAGAAUUCACACAGGGGAGAAGCCAUAUUCAUGUUCGGAAUGUGGGAAAAGUUUUAGUCUCAGUUCAAGUCUUGUGAAACAUAUGAGAAUUCACACAGGGGAGAAGCCAUAUUCGUGUACAGUGUGUGGUAAAUGUUUUACCUAUAAAGCAGAUGUUGUAAAACAUCUUAGAACUCACACGGAGCAGAAGCCAAAUUCAUGUUCAGAAUGUGGGAAAUGUUUUAGUAACAAAUCAAGUCUUGCAGAGCAUCUAAGAAUUCACACAGGGGAGAUGCCAUAUUCAUGUCCUGAAUGUGGGAAAUGUUUUAUCCAUAAAUCAGAUCUUAUGAAACACCUGAGAACUCACACAGGGGAGAAACCAUUUUCAUGCACAGAAUGCGGGCAAAGUUUUAGCCAGAAAUCAAGUCUUGUAAAACAUCAGAUAAUUCAUACAGGGGAGCAUGUUCAGAAUGUGGGAAGUAUUUUAGUGUCCGAUCAAGUCUUGUGAAACAUAAGAGAAACCCACAAAGGGAAGAUGUCGCUGUUGUGUACGGUAUGUAGGAAGUUUUAUAACUAUAAAAGAAGUCUUUUGGUUUUAUUCAGAAAACAUGUUUUGGAACAUCUGAGAACACACAGAAGAGAAGCCAAAUUCAUGUGCAAUAAGUGGGAAAUCUUUUAGUCAAAAAUUAAGUCUUGUUAACCUUUCCGGCCCUGGGUAAUUUUCCAUAUUCGUGUUUUCGUUUUAACUCCCUCACUUCUAGGAGCCAUAACAUUUGCUUAUUUUUCUGUUCACAUAGCAGUAAAGAGGGUUUGGUUUUUGCAA